UGCGCACAAUGUCUGAUCGAAGUAUCUUGGCAACAGCUAGCUAAUGUGAAGUGAUGCUGUCAAAUUGAAUGAUAUCAGGAGUAGAAUAGAUCGUCAAUCACCAUGGAGAUCGUGUACGUGUACACGAAGAAGAGGAAUGAGUUUGGGCGACAGUGUAACUUCUCUGAUCGUCCUGCAGAGCUCCACGUUGAUAUCCUUCCAGAUGAGAGCCUUCUAUCAAAUUUCAUUGAAAAGAACCCGGUAGACAGAGGGAUACAAUGUGUGCAAGAAAUGUCAGAACACGAGAUAAACACAGAGCGGUUUGAGACGGACAGUAGAGGUAUCAACCAUGCGGAAGGAGGCUGGCCCAAAGACAUUAACCCACAGGAGGUGGAGCAGGUCCUGAGGUUCAGGAAAAAAGUGGAGAAAGACGAGUCUUACGUCACAACCAUCCAGAACCUGUCCAGUUUCAUGGAACACACAAUCAAACAAAACAAUGCAAUUGACAUCUAUGAAGACUACUUUGCGGACCUAGAGAUAGAGGAGGUAGAGGAAACACCGUCAGCUAAAACCAUCAAUGUCUUCAGAGAUCCUAAUGAGAUCAAGAGACCAGCCACUCACUUGUCAUGGUACCCUGAUGGGCCAAAGAAACUUGCUGUAGCAUACUCAAGUCUGGAGUUCCAGAAGUCAUCCGCAGAAACCAGCAUGGAUUCAUAUAUCUGGGACAUAGAGAACCCCAACAAGCCAGAGUUUGUGCUGAAGCCAGUGUCACCCUUAGUCUGCCUAGAAUACAAUCCUAAAGAUGUCCAUAUUCUCAUAGGUGGUUGCUACAAUGGGCAAGUUGCAUUCUGGGACACGAGAAAAGGUUCCCAAGCCGUUGAGAUGUCACCGGUAGAACACAGUCAUCAUGAUCCAGUCUAUAAGACCAUCUGGCUUCAAUCCAAGACAGGAACAGAAUGCUUCUCGGCCUCAACAGAUGGACAAGUUCUCUGGUGGGAUAUGAGAAAGCUUGGAGAACCGACAGAAAAACUCAUCAUGGACCCCUCCAAGAAGGGCAAGAUGGAGAACGCACAAGGGGUCAUCUCAUUAGAAUAUGAACCUACCAUUCCAACCAAAUUUAUGGUGGGUACAGAGCAGGGUACGAUCAUCUCCUGCAACCGCAAAGCCAAGACACCUCCAGAGAAGAUAGUAGCCAUCUACAAGGAGCACAUCGGUCCGGUGUAUGCACUCCAGAGGAAUCCCUUCUUCCCCAAGAACUUCUUGACUGUUGGUGACUGGACGGCUAGGAUCUGGUCAGAAGAUAUCAGGGACUCAUCAAUUAUGUGGACCAAGUACCACAUGUCAUAUCUUACCGAUGGUUGUUGGAGUCCAGUCAGACCAGCCGUGUUCUUCACAACCAAGAUGGACGGCUCCCUUGACGUAUGGGAUUAUCUCUUCAAGCAGAAGGACCCGACUCUGAGUCUGCAGGUCAGUGAUGAUGCUCUACACAGCCUUCGAGUGCAGGACCAGGGUCGCCUGAUUGCUACCGGUUCUAACAGCGGAACCACCACCCUCCUGGAGCUCUCCAGCGGGCUCUGUACCAUGCAGCGCAACGAGAAGGCUCUGGUCACCGCCAUGUUUGAGAGGGAGACUAAGAGGGAAAAGAUCCUGGAGUCGAGGCAGAGGGAGCUCAAGCUAAAGAGACAAGGAGCCAGUGCUCAAGGAGGCAAUGAGGAUGAUGGAGAAGCAGCACAGGAUGAAGAGGAAGAUCUGGUGGCAGAGGCAGAGAAGGAGUUCUUCACCAUCGUACAGGCGGACAAGAAGAAGUUUGCUGCUCAACAGGCCAAGCUUUCGGAGCAAGAUAACAAGAUCAUUGAAGAGGCAGAGGAUGAGAAUGGGAGUGAAAAGAAGGACACCGAAAAUGGAGAGAAAGAGGACAACUAAAUGGAAAUCAGAGAUUUCCUGACUCUGUCAAUGCGUGACAUGGAGACUACCAACAUCUUUUUGGUAAAGUGUUCAACAUCCCGAGCUGCAGCUGUCUCUGCUACUGUUUAUUCUGAUUCCUACUUUGUUACGUCAAGAAACAGUUAUGACUUAAUAUCAAAAGGCAGACGUACCGGUGUUGGAUAACUAAUGUAAUCGAGGCCUAGUAACGUAAAAAUCAAUUGCAUAGAUCUAUAGUAGCUCUAGCCUUGCUGCAAUUAAUCAUAUCUUAACAUGCAUUGUAUCUAUCUGUAAGUCGUUACUAUUUGUUGCACAGAUAUAAUUGUUUGAACGAGAUGUGAUUAAUUUGAAAUAGCUAUAAUUGAUUUUAACUUUUAUGUUACAGGGCCCACAUUCUGUAAAGUCUGGUAACAAACGAAGAGAAAGCAAUGGAUGGAUUAUUUUCAAAAUUUAAAAAGACAGGAGGUAAUGAUAGACUUAUAGAAAUACUUGGUUAUUUUCUUACAAAUUUAUCCAUAUUAUCCCAACUUACAAUCUAGAAAUUGUGCUUUGAUAUCUUAAACUCUAUUCCAUUGUACAUGUACCUAUUUGUCAUCAGUUAUGUUGCUGUGUAGCCGUCCAUGUUUUACAAAUCUAUACAAUAUCCAUGCCCUGUUGCCUCCUUUGCUUCAAGGGGAUUUUGAGUCGAUUGCUAUCGAUGCAGCCAUGCUUUGUUCUACAUUGGAACGAGGUGGAUAGAUUUUGGUCAAAAUAAUUUGCCUCAUUUGAUCUCGGUAAGACUAAUUGUAUUCUAUCAUAGGAUUUUACACCUAUUAAUUUUGUAUUGAAUUUCUUGCGAGGUUGUCUAAGAAGCAGGGAUUUCAACUUUGUUUUGGAAACCUGUAUUUUCCAAGUUUAUGUGGUGAAUAUGCAUGUGUUGUGUGGUUUCAUCUCAAACUUUCAGCACAAUCAUCAUUAUUUACUUUUCAGAAGGGUAAAAAGUUAAUAAUUUUAUCUGCUAAAAGUUGAAAGUUACAUUUUUGUAAAAAUCAUCAUUGUUAAAUUGCAUUUCAGGGUCUUGUCAAAGAAAUACAUUAGGUUUUACGCUUGGCACGAUUAUUUAAUGUUAAAACAGAUGAACGGCAGUGUUUUCCUCAAUAUUUAUUUUCAGUGCAUUUAUCUAUAGUGAUUUCAAUUCUUCGUAUAAUUUUACAUAUUUGACAUAAAAAAGUAAUGCAGGGAUAUGUGGUAUAUGAAACUCCUUUCCAGGUGAAAUGCACCAAAUCCACUAGCUAAUUUGUCUUUUUAAAACAUUUUGAACAUUUUCAAGACAGUAAACUUAACACAAUUUUUAUGAAAACAUCCUAAACAAACUCACUUUCCCAAAUUAUUUUUGGAAAUUGGGGAAAACAAAACACAGCAAUCUCAUGAAUCAUUGUAUGGGUCUAGGAUUGAUGUGUUUUUUUUUCUUUCAAAGGGAAAUUUCAGUGGUCAGUCUUUGGUUUCCCCAAAAAAGCAAAAAUAGAGAUAAAUAUUUUAGAUUCAUCAGAAUAUUACAAAUUAUCAUAGAAAUAUAUGUUGACAGUAAGCCAACAUUCAAAAUUGUGGAGACUUACAAAAUAUAAAAUAUUAGAAAAAAAAAGAUAUGCAGUGACUUAAUAUUUUUCCCUAUAUUGUAAAUAAAAAUCCACAAAGAAUAUUUUGGAGUUCUAGUUUGAGAGCUGUGCCUUUGUCAUUGUACAGCCUUAUAUUUGUAACCCUGUACAGAUUGAAAUUGUAUCACAUUAUAUUGUACUCAAUAUGAAAUGUACAUGUGUAUAUUUGUUCUAAAUAAAUGUGUUUUAUAACUUAAA
Messenger RNA from Strongylocentrotus purpuratus (purple sea urchin), 3734 nucleotides. It is a transcript of the gene dnai2, whose product is annotated as dynein intermediate chain 3, ciliary. The transcript has 15 exons. The record is from RefSeq and is a predicted model, not a curated record. Bases 103 to 1902 code for a protein of 599 amino acids. NCBI's taxonomy places the organism in Eukaryota, Metazoa, Echinodermata, Echinoidea, Camarodonta, Strongylocentrotidae. Gene Ontology annotation, molecular function: dynein heavy chain binding; dynein light chain binding. Gene Ontology annotation, biological process: cilium movement; outer dynein arm assembly. Gene Ontology annotation, cellular component: outer dynein arm.